Molecule: messenger RNA, 2712 nt
Organism: Physcomitrium patens
Lineage: Eukaryota; Viridiplantae; Streptophyta; Bryopsida; Funariales; Funariaceae
Product: conserved oligomeric Golgi complex subunit 4
Source: RefSeq, a predicted model, not a curated record
CAAAUGAAAAAAAUGUGUGAAAAGGACUUGUUGAUUGGAGCUCAUUAUCAACACCGCUUAAUCCUUUUAUUAGACAUUGAAUUAGAGCAGGCUAAGGUGUCCAUUCUUCCAAGUGGGUUCUAGCGAUUGAACUCGAUACUGCCCGCUUUCCGAGGAUUGUUUGUGCACGUCGAGCAUUGGGGAGUGUGCAUCGCAUUGCAUCGGCGAUUUCCCUAGGGUUUGGUUCGAGAGAUUGUGGAGGUGGGUUUGGGGGGAAAGGCUUCGUGCAGUCCCAUAUUGGAAGAGUAUGUAGGAAUUUUCCUGAUCUGAAGAGAAACCCUAGAGAUGGUGAUGGAGGAGGUGUUCACUGCCUCAGCGCCGGCAGUGAACAUGCUGGAACAGAUCCGAACGCUUACGGAUGUUGGGGCCAUGACGCGGCUGCUGCACGAGUGCAUAGCUUAUGAGAGGAGCAUUGACAACGAGCUGGAGGCGCUGCUGGAGGAGCGGCAUGGGCUGGAGAAGAAGCUCGGGGGGUUGUAUCAGUCUGCGGAGGUGCUAGAGUUUGUGAGAUCGGAUGCUGAGCAGAUGUUGCGGAGUGUGUCGUCGACUUGCGAUUUAGCGGAUCACGUGAGUGGCAAAGUUAGGGAGCUGGAUCUGGCGCAGUCGCGAGUGCAAACGACGCUUGCGAGGAUUGAUGCUAUAGUGGAUCGCACCAAUUGCAUCGAUGGGGUGAAGCAGGCUUUGGAGGUUGAAGAUUACGAGACGGCCGCCAAAUAUGUGGAGACGUUUUUGCAGCUCGAUUCGGAGUUCCACGAGUCUGCUCCGGGUUUGGGCAACGCCCCCGGGAGGGAGACUGAGAGUGAGCAGCGAAGGCAGUUGUUUGAGUCGAAACAGAAGUUAGAGGCCAUUUUUCGAAAGAAGCUCGCGGCAGCCGUUGAAUCCAAGGAUCACGACAAUGUGGUGCGAUUUGUGAAGCUGUAUCCUCCUUUGAGAUUACAGGAGGAAGGGCUUCGUUCCUAUGUAGCUUAUUUGAGGAAGGUGGUUGCUAUGCGAGCGCGUGGCGACUAUGAAGUUUUGAUCGAGGCUUUGGGAUCCACAGAUGGGGGGCGAGGUGCAGGAACAGCGGAUUUUGUUGGAAUUUUGAACAACAUUUUUAAGGAUAUUGCGUUUGCGGUAGAGGAGAACGAAGACCUUUUAUUUGAUUUGGCGGGGGAAGAAGGAGUUGCUUUGGCUUUGGUGGAGCUUCAGGAGGAAUGCGAUGCAAGGGGUUCUUUAAUCAUCAAGAAGUACAUUGAACAGAGAAAGCUUCUGAAGCUUACAAAAGAUAUUGCUGCCCAUUCUAAGCAUGAUAUGAAUUUCGACAUGAAUUUAUUGGCUGUUGCUGCCCCCCCAGAAGGACCGGAUCCACGAGAGAUCGAAGUUUGUUUGGAGGAGAUGAUGCUGUUGAGUCAGACAAGUGAGGACUAUUUCCACUUCAUGAGCACAAAGAUGAAAGAGGCUGGGGCUACAAGCGGGCAACUGAGCCCGAGGGAAUCUAACAGUUUCAAGGCUGGAAGCUUUGGCCUCUCAGUGCAGGAGUUGGUAGGGUACUACAUUAUUCUGGAGGAGUAUUUCAUGAGCGAGAACGUGAAGAAGGCUAUCCAGAUUGACGAGCUUGUGGCAGACGGGAUGACUACUUCUAUGGUUGAUGACGUUUUUUACGUCCUGCAGAGCUGCACGAGGCGAGCGAUCUCGACCUCCAGUCUACUAUCUGUGCAGCAGAUCAUUAACCACACUGGUUCUUUGCUAAACAACGAUUUCAGCGAGGCUUUGCAACGCAAGAUUCGGGAACCAAGUCUGUUUCUGAAGCUAUUUUCUCAAGGAGUAGCCGUGCAGAAGGCGGGCGCUGAGGUCUCCGCAGCUCUGAACAACGUUGAUGUUAGUGCGGAGUAUGUUGUGAAGCUUAAGCAUGAUAUUGAGGAGCAUGCUUUUGAGACACUCAUAGCACCUGGAGAAAGGGAGAAGGUGAAAUCUGCUCUUCGGGAACUAGAGGACAUUGGAAACCGUUACAGGCACAUUGGAAAUCAAGGAUUGGAGCAAUUGGCCAACAGCAUUGUACCGAGAUUGCGAAAUCUUUUAGACGUGGUCGGAACUGUAAGCUAUGAAUUAACAGAAGCUCAGUAUGCUGAGAAUGAGGUGAAUGAUCCAUGGGUACAGAAGCUAUUGCACGCAGUUGAUGUCACAGUGACUUGGCUGCAACCACUUCUGACAACAAGCAAUUAUGACUCGCUGGUGCAUCUGAUAAUUGAUACCUUAGUGAAACGUCUGGAGGUUCUAAUGAUGCAAAAGAGGUUCAAUCAACUCGGAGGUCUUCAGUUGGACCGAGAUGCUCGUACACUGGUUGGUCAUUUCUCAGCCAUGACUCAACGAACAGUCCGUGACAAAUUUGCUCGUCUUACACAGAUGGCUACGAUCCUGAACUUGGAAAGGGUGUCGGAGAUUCUAGAUUAUUGGGGUGAGAACUCCGGUCCAAUGACAUGGCGCCUCACUCCUACUGAAGUGCGCCGCGUGCUUGGACUCCGGGUUGAUUUCAAGCCUGAAGUAAUAGCGGCUCUCAAGUUGUAGAUUUCUAGCCCACCAUGUUAUGCAAGCCCUUUCAAUUGCUGGCGUUGAAUUUAAUAUUUGUUCAAAAUCAGGCAUUAUGAAAAAUAAUGAUACUACUAAUAACAAUAACUAUGAUGGUGUUAAGUGCAA